This is a messenger RNA of Xenia sp. Carnegie-2017, 5918 nucleotides long. Its product is annotated as protein RRP5 homolog. Lineage: Eukaryota; Metazoa; Cnidaria; Anthozoa; Malacalcyonacea; Xeniidae. Gene Ontology annotation, cellular component: nucleolus; small-subunit processome; nucleus. The record is from RefSeq and is a predicted model, not a curated record. Gene Ontology annotation, molecular function: RNA binding; protein binding. Gene Ontology annotation, biological process: rRNA processing.
UGCGCGAUUUUCAAAAUGUCAACUCCACGUGAAACUGGAAGAGCAAAGAAACGAAAAUUCAUUUCGGAGAGUGCUGGCGAAAAGAAAGUAAAGUCACAUAGAAAGAACAUCAGUAAUAUUUCAACAACGACAGAAAAUGAAGAGGAAGACUUCCCUCGUGGUGGUGCAUUAUCUCUCACACCACUCGAAAUUAGGGAAGCUAAGAACAUGGCUGAAAAGGAUGUCUUGUUUGGGGCUGGAAGAAAUUUAAAAAAAGUUGGUAAAGGGAAAAAGAAGAAAAAAGUUAUUAAUGAAGCAGUUGAAAAUGAUCCAAUGCCAAACAUAAGAACAACCAGGAACUUAAAUGUUGACUGUCUUUCUUCAAAGAAACUUUGUAAAGAUGUUUUAAUACUUGGUGUUGUUGAAGAAGUAUUUGAAUUUGAAAUGGUGAUCAGCUUGCCAAGUAAUCUCAGUGGUUGUGUUCAUAUCACAGACAUCAAUCCUGUCUAUACGUCGCUUCUUGAAGAUGAUGAUUCUAAUAAUGAAAUGGAUCAUUUGACGCGGCUUCGAACCUUUUUUCCUGUUGGUACCCAAGUGAGAUGUAUUGUUGUGUCUACUGAUUCAACCAAGCAUGGUCAUAGUAAAAUAAAACUCUCAAUCAACCCGGAUCAUGUCAAUUGCUCUUUAAGUGCUGCCUCUUUAUUUCCAAAUAUGGUUGUAUCUGGUUAUGUACGUGAUGUGGAAGAUCAUGGGUAUUCUGUAUCAAUUGGGGUUAAAGGUGUACAAGGAUUUUUACCAGACAAGGACUUGAAGGAUAAACUGAAUGUUGGUCAAAUUUUGGAUUUUAUCAUUUCCUCCAUCAGCUCAGAUAAAAGAAUGAUACAUCUACAGAUUAAUAAAAAGAAUAGCAAAAAACGGCCGAUGACACAAAAAGAGAAGAUGGUGUUUUCAAACUUGUUGCCAGGAAUGUUUGUGAAAACAACAGUCAAACAGAUAAGUUUACAUGGUAUUGUUGUGUCAUUUCUUGGUGGAUUUCAUGGCUCAGUUGAAAUUCUUCAUCUUGCUGAGCAUGAUGGGAAUGAAGGCCACCAGAUAGACAAAACCUAUCCUCCAAUGGCAAAGGUUAUGUGUUGUAUAACCUACAUUGAUCCGUCAAACAAGACUGUAGGACUGAGUAAUCUUAAACACUUAAUCAACUCCGAAGUCGUGAAUUUUUCUGGUUUGAAUGUUGGUGAUAUAAUCGAGGACUCUGAAAUAGUGAGAAUUGACGAGAAAAAUGGCGUUGCUCUUAAGUUGAAGGAUCGUUGGCCGGCAUAUGCUCAUAUUUCUCGUUUGUCCGACGAAAAGAUUGCGAAUAUUGGCAAGAAAUUUAAAACAGGAAGCAAGCACAGUUGUCGAGUUCUUAGUUUCAAUUCUAUGGUUGGAUUAGCAUUGGUGACCUUAGAGAAGUCUAUCCUGGAACAACCUUUCAUUCGAUACAAAGAUAUCAAACCUGGUCUUGUUGUUGAUGGCAAGAUUCAAAGUUUGCUAAGAUCUGGAAUGAUCGUCGCUCUGUCGGAUCACAUCCGGGGAUAUUGUCAGUCAUUUCAUUAUGCUGAUGUCACUUUGAAACACCCGGAGAAAAAGCUCUACGAGGGAAAAGUUAAAUGUCGGGUUCUUGAAGUUAACGCCGAGAAGAAACGCCUUCGUUUGUCGAACAAGAAGACUUUGGUGAAAUCUGAAUAUCCUGUGAUCACCAAUCUCAAUGAUGUCCAAAUUGGAAUGAAAACACAUGGAUUUAUAACAUCAAUACAAAACUAUGGAUGUAUUGUUCAUUUUUAUAACAAUGUUCACGGUCUUGUACCAAAAGUUGACCUAGGUCUUAAAUCAAGUGAAAAAGCAAGCGAUGCCUUCUAUGUUGGGCAGGUGGUCACGUGUGUUGUGACGUCAUGUUCCUCAGAGAAAGGAAAACUUAAAUUAAGUUUUAACACAUCAGCUACACCUUCUUUAAUUAAUUCUGAGUCUCUUCUUCCUGGAACGCUUGUAAAUGUGGAGGUCGUAGGAAGGACUGAUUUGGGACUUGAUGUUCAAAUAAAACCAAGUAACACUCAUGCGUUCAUUCCGCUGGCUCAUUUGUCCGACAGUUACAGCAAUUGUCCUUCCCUGCUGGAGAUAUAUUCUCCCGUUCCUGGAGGUGAAGUUAAAUGUCUGAAUAACGUCUUGUUUUAUGGAAAAGAUAAACAGAAAUCAUUGAUUAUAACACGUAAACAGUCUUUGAUCAAAGCAGCUUCAAAAAGAGAACUAGUGAAGCAUUUUGAAGACUUGAAGGUUGGAAUGAUUCUUUCUGGCUUUACUAGGCAGUUAAUGCCUUAUGGUGUAUGUGAGGUCUCGCCAAAUAUCUACGGCUUAGCGCCAAAUUCGCUUUUGUCAAAUGGUUAUGUCGCUGAUGCUUCGGAUCAUUUUAAAGUUGGCCAGUCUGUUAUGGCAAUGGUGACGGAGAUAGACUACGAACGUCAUCGGUUAUUGGUCAGCUUGAAAUCAUGUGAUUGCUAUCCUAACCAAUCGGAAGACGAGAAAGAUCGUAAAGAAAGCAUAAAUCUGUUGGUUGAAUAUUUAAAGGAGCGGGACGAAAUAUUUGAUGGUUUGAGGCAUUGUUAUGUUGUUCAUGCAAAGGUUAACUCCAUUACAAAUUCUGGAAUCAAACUUCUUCUUGAAAAUGGAGUUGUCGGCUUUGCAGUACCACAGCUGAGCCGAGGUGCUAACCUUGCUGUUGAUAAAGUCUUAGAAGCUUUUGUUUUGGAUUAUGAUAUUGAAUACAAGAGACUUGAUCUUACUGUUGAUUCAAAUGUUGUCACAAAACGGAAAGAUAUAAAAUCUAAGAACAAGAAAAAGUUGAACAUUGGCGAAAUCGUGUCAGCGGUCAUACAAAGUAUCUGUAAGGAGUACUUACUGGUAAUACUGCCUGAUCAUGGAUUGCGCAUUGGCUACGUUGCAGUGAGAGAGAAUAUGAACGACUUUCGUGAUCCAGCAAGUCGCUUCAAACUUGGUCAAACCUGCAAAGCUACAGUUCAAAAGUACGUGCGUUCAAAAAUCGAUAAACGUGAAUACAUGAUUUUAACUGUUGAUGUCAGCGAAGAAACUGGCGACACAGUCCAUAUUGGGUCUAUUGUCAAUGCUAUAAUUACUUCUGUGAAAGGAGUUCAAUUGAAUGUUCACAUUGGUGCAAAGAAAUACAAAGGAAGGGUUUGUGUCUCAGAGAUUACGGAUGACAUAUUGCAGGGAAAAAAUCCGUUAUCUUUGUACUCUCGUGGUCAGAAGAUUCAGGGAAAAAUUUUAGGAUUUCGUGACUCAAUCAAACAUAAUUUUCUUCCUAUCACUCAUCGUAAUUUCUCAAAAACAUACGCUGAACUUUCUAUGAAGGCAAGUCGACUACGUGAAGACGAGAGCGAUGAUUCAAGCCAAGAAUUAAAGUCGUUUGAAAAAAAACUUGAAGAUUACAAAGAAGGAGAGAGGAUUUUUUGUUUCGUGAAAACUAUUUGUGAUCGUGAUAUUUGGAUGGUCGUCUCGACAUCAAUCAAUGGAAAAGUUCGACUUGUUGAUGUUUCAACUGAUAUGAAGGUUUUAAAGGAUGUUUCAAAACACUUUAGAAUUGGAUGUGGCUAUUUUUGCACGAUACUCAAUGUAAAUAAAGAACAAAAAUCUCUUGAUCUAUCGAUGUCAGCAUUAUUUUUCUUUAGGUUGUCUAGGGAAAAAGGUGAUAUUAUUCCUGGAGUCAUUACGAAAAUCCUACCUCAUAAAGGUCUUGCGGUUCAGUUACCUCAUAAAAACUACGGAUUUGUCUUUCUCACGGAUAUAGCUGAUGAUUUCCAUGAAGAUCCAUUGAAUGAAUAUAAAGUCAAUCAAUUGAUUAGUUGUUAUAUACUCGAGUUGAAUAAAAAUGGAAAUAUGACUCUCUCUAUACGAGCAUCUAGGACUCAACCUGAAACAAAGACAGAGAAAAUUGAUAAAGAUGUACAAAGUUUUAAUGAUAUCGAAGAAGGUGAGAUUUUGAGAGGGUUUGUUAAAGCCGUCAGCGAUGUUGGAGUCUUCGUCAGUUUGUCCAAAGACAUCGUUGGUCGAGUCCAGAUUAAGAAUCUCUCUCAAUAUUUUGUAAAGAAUUGGAAACCAUUGUUUCCCAUAGGAAAACUUGUCAAAGGGAAAAUUUUAAGUAUCGAUCCAAACAGUAACCAUAUAGAAAUAUCCCUGAAAGGAAUAGAUGUCGGCGAUAAAGAUCCGGCUCCAAAACCUGAACGAAGAAAAAAUAAACGAAAGCUUGAUAUGGAUGAGGAUUUUACAGAUAGUGAAAAUGAAGACGAUAAAAUUUUAAAGAAACUAAGAACAGAAGAAACUGACGAUGAUGUUCACAAGAGUGAAAAAGAAAAUGAAGAUGUUCCAUGUUCUGAUGAGAGCGAAUCUGAGGAGGAAGACAAUAAUAGACCCACGUUAAAGAUUCCAGGUGGAUUUAACUGGCAUUCAGCAGUUCACGAUGAUAAAAUGGCGAAGCAUAACGAUGAACGAGCAGCAAAUACGGAAGAUGAUGAAUCAAAUGAUGGAGAAGAAAAUACCGAGACGGCGAGAAAGAAAUCAAAGCGAGCAAAAAGAGCAGCCAAGAGCGAGGAGGAGUUUCUUUAUAAGACAGAGCAAGCUCUCCUUGACAAAGAUCUUGGUGCACAGACCGCUGAAGACUUUGAUCGCAUUCUCCUUUCUACUCCAAAUGACUCGUUGCUUUGGUUACAAUAUAUGGCGUAUUAUCUUCAUAUGACUGAAAUAGAGAAAGCGAGAGCUGUUGGCGAACGCGCCCUUAAGUCUAUUUCAUUUAGAGAGGAAGAUGAGAAAUUCAAUGUUUGGAUUGCCUUAUUGAAUCUGGAAAAUUCGUACGGUACUCAGGAUUCUCUCGUGAAAGUUUUCCAAAGAGCUCUGGAGCAGAAUGAGCCAAAAAAAGUCUUUGAACAUUUAGUAACGAUAUAUAAACGAUCAAGUAAAUUUGAGGAAGCAGAGCAACUGUAUCAAACGAUGAUAAAACGAUUUAAAUCCAGCAAGAGUGUAUGGGUAGAGUACGCGUCAUUUCUUAUGGAGCAAGGAGAACUAAAGUCAUCAAGAGAUUUGCUACAACGAUGUUUGAAAAGUUUGGAGAGACGUAAACACGUUGAAACUAUUGCUAAGUUCGCUUUGUUGGAAUUCAAAUACGGCGAAACUGAACGUGGAAAAACAGUAUUUGAUAAUGUACUGACGAGUUAUCCAAAAAGAACUGAUAUUUGGUCAAUAUAUGUGGAUGUGUUAACGAAGAAUGGCGAUAUUAAUGCGGCCAGACGUCUUUUCGACAAAGCUGUUACUAAAAAAUUGUCUUCAAAAAAAAUGAAGUUUAUUUUUAAGAAAUAUUUGGAGUUUGAGAAGAAACAUGGCGACGAAAGCACUGUGAUUAAAGUAAAGAAGAUUGCCGAGGAAUACGUGAAAGAUAAGACAGAUAAUGAGCUUUAAUUACUCUAGUUAUCAAAUGAUCCCAUUAAAAUGCAGACUCUCGAAAACUAAAUGAAAGACAAGGCAAAAUGACCUUAGUUACAAGAGCACGUUGCUUUUAAAGAUUGCUCGUUUACGAUUGUAAUCUCUUCAUUAAAACAUCGAAAACACGUACACACAUUUGUUCGUGCAAUUUAUAAGAGAUACACGUGUUUAAACAAAACCACAAUUAUUUUAUUCGAGAGUUGAUAUAACCAGUAUACCUCCAUGAAAUGAUUAUGAAGACUUCAUUUAACUGAACCCUGCAGCUAUGCUUGGAAUUUAUGUUUACAUGUAUGUCUGUGUCUAUACAUAUUAUAUACUGAAAUUCUAAUAUACUGUAUGUAAAAUUUAACAUAUAUGGAGCAUUUUCUUAAAUAUUUAUAAACACCAUUGGUCUAUAUGACCAAAGUAAUCCAACUUAA